Aaosphaeria arxii CBS 175.79 is the source of this 997-nucleotide messenger RNA. RefSeq lists its product as uncharacterized. The transcript has a single exon. The coding region runs from base 7 to 819 and encodes 270 amino acids. Lineage: Eukaryota; Fungi; Ascomycota; Dothideomycetes; Pleosporales. The record is from RefSeq and is a predicted model, not a curated record.
AAAAAAAUGCGUACCCUCCUAACGGUCCUCUCUUUCGCCACUUCGGCCCUCUCUCAGAACUGCACCCGGGCCCUCCUGAAAACCAUAACGCAAGACUACGCCUCUGCCCUCAAAGCCGGCACACCCUCCUUCUCCUCCCUCUCCCCAGGCACCCUAACCUACACUGAGAACCGCGCAUCCUCCGACAUCAAAACCGGCAUCCUCUCCAAAGGCCUCAAAAUCGACUUCGAGCGGCACCAACACGACAUCGUGCAAUGCGCCGGCUUCCUCGAAGCCAUCGUGCAGAACCCCUCCGCGCCCUACGUGAUCCAUAGCCAACUGCGCCUGGACACCAGCACGCAGAAGGUGAACCAGAUCGACAGCAUCAUCACGACAAAGGGCGACUGGCUGUUCAACGUCACGGGGACGUACUACUGGGCCAGCCGCGAGAAAUGGGACCCUAUCCCCGCGGAAAAGCAGGACACGCGACAGGUCAUCAAGGCUGCCGGUGAUGCGUACUGCGACUUGUUCAACGACAAGAACGUCAAGGUGCCGUGGGGGACGCCGUGCGCGCGCCUUGAAGGUGGUGCGUACACGGGGAAGGGCGCGGCGAAUGAUAGGUGCGAUGUUGGGGUGCCAAAUGGGGUUAAGUUGGUCAAUAGGCAGUAUGUGAUCGAUCAGGAGUAUGGGACGGUGGAUAUUAUUAUGGAUUUUGGGGGCACGGAUGGGAGUGUUGGGACGAAGGGGCUGCCGGAUAGUCAUGAGUUUAGGGUCGAGGGUGGGAAGUUGAGGUAUGUGCACACGUUGAGUUCGUGUGGGAAGAGGCCUUGUAUGGGGUGAGUACUUAGGUGCGGUGUGGCGUUGGAUGGUAAAACAUUGCUAUGGUGAUGUUUUGAUGGAGUGGGCGGGUAGGUCGGGUGGUUGAGGGGACUUGCGUAUAUUUUGUCUCACUAUGUGUGAAUGAGAUGCGAGACAUGGUGUGGACUUCGUACAUAUUCGGACAGGCGAGGUAUAUAAG